AUUUCACCAACAUCAUGAUAUUGUUAUGAUCUUAAUUUCUCUGAUCUUGUACCCUCCAGAAACAAAUAUUUCUUUGAUCAAAUCAUGCUAUUAUAUGCAUCAUUCGUGUAUGUAAUAAGCAAAAACACAAGACGCUCGCACACAGGAAUUUGAAUCUGGCCAACAGCUAACUCUAGAAGAAAAGUUUUGUUGGAAAGUCUGUCUGAAAGUCUUUUUUUUGUUGUUUGCGUACUCAAUCCUCUUCAGUUUAGCCUUAGCCAUUGCAGUUAGCUCAAACUCACACCUCUCUCUCAACCAACUUCACCUUCUUUUCUUUUUUUUCUUUUUUAUGGUUACUGAGUAUUUAUUAUCUGACCAUGAAAAGAUUCUCAUCUUCAAGAAGGGCAGUAAACAAUGUGGUUAAAGGGGAGAUAAAGUGGGAGCUUAGGCCUGGUGGCAUGCUUGUUCAAAAGAGGGACAUGGGGGAUGCUUCUUCUGGACCUAUGAUCAAGAUCAAAGUCUCUCAUGGCUCUUUUCACCAUGAUAUUACUGUGCCUGCUCAAUCCACUUUCGGGGAUCUGAAAAAGGUUCUUGUACAAGAAACUGGUUUGGAACCCAAGGAGCAGAGACUAUUGUUCCAAGGAAAAGAAAAGGAUGAUGGGGAAUGUUUGCAUAUGGUGGGAGUCAAAGACAUGUCAAAGGUGGUACUUUUGGAGGACCCAGCUAGCAAAGAGAGGAAGCUUGAAGAGAUGAAGAGAAAUCAAAGCGUGUUAAAAGCUUGUGAAGAGGUUGCUAAAGUCAGAGCAGAGGUUGUUCAACUCUCUGACAAGGUUAAUGCUUUGGAGGGAAUUGUUCAUGGGGGUACAAAGGUUGAUGAAAAGGAACUCCUUGGCUUGACAGAGCUGCUUAUGGUGCAAUUGCUGCAACUAGAUACAAUCUCAGCUAAUGGAGAAGCCAAAGUCCAGAGGCGGGCUGAGGUUCGUCGAGUCCAACGACUUGUGGAUACCUUGGACAAUAUGAAGGCUAGAAACUCUAAUCCCUUCAGCAGUAGUGGCAAAUCGGAGGCAUUUGAAUGUGCCUCACCCUCUUUUCCAUCCUCAACAAGAAUCACGCAUGAUUGGGAAGUUUUUGAUUAAGCACAACUUUUGUAAUUUAUCAAUCAGUCCAUAAACAAACAAAUUAUGAAACAAAGCUUGUAUCGUUUUGGUUGUGGUA
Gossypium raimondii (Peruvian cotton) is the source of this 1194-nucleotide messenger RNA. Its product is annotated as BAG family molecular chaperone regulator 4. The transcript has 4 exons. Lineage: Eukaryota; Viridiplantae; Streptophyta; Magnoliopsida; Malvales; Malvaceae. Gene Ontology annotation, biological process: protein stabilization. Bases 357 to 1115 code for a protein of 252 amino acids. Gene Ontology annotation, cellular component: cytoplasm. The record is from RefSeq and is a predicted model, not a curated record. Gene Ontology annotation, molecular function: adenyl-nucleotide exchange factor activity; protein-folding chaperone binding.